Anguilla rostrata (American eel) is the source of this 2502-nucleotide messenger RNA. RefSeq lists its product as uncharacterized. NCBI's taxonomy places the organism in Eukaryota, Metazoa, Chordata, Actinopteri, Anguilliformes, Anguillidae. Gene Ontology annotation, cellular component: condensed nuclear chromosome. Gene Ontology annotation, molecular function: ATP hydrolysis activity; single-stranded DNA binding. The transcript has 16 exons. The record is from RefSeq and is a predicted model, not a curated record. Gene Ontology annotation, biological process: resolution of meiotic recombination intermediates. Bases 301 to 2502 code for a protein of 733 amino acids.
GCGGGUCGCGGUUUUUUUUGGGCUAUUAUUUAGCAAAUGCGCGGUCGCAGAGAAGACGAGCUCUAACGGCAAAAAAACAACUCUGCUAUUGUACUUUUAGGUUGAAGGAUGACAGAAAUGGGCAGCGUUUAUUUGAUAAACGCUGUGACAGAAAUAUUUGAUUCUGAAUCAAAGGACAUUAUCAGUGACUCCGAUAACUCUGAUGAGCCUACAGAAGACAAUCGCUGAUCCUGAUACCGCAAUACAGCCGUUCAGGCUUGAGCCAGAGGUCUGACGUUGACAACCACAACGGCAAGCACAAUGUUCCCAGCUGUAAAAUACAGGGCUAUAGACUAUGUCUAUGAGGCCUCUACAAGGCAGAAGUUGACCAUGAAUUGGCUGGUUCUCCCGGUCCCCUACCACCUGGACCGCUCUGACCUUUACGCGCACUCAGGGACCCUGCCUGAGGCCGUCUACAGGAUGCCAUGGACUCGGGGAACUGUGAUUUCCACCUGCAAGCUCGUCAUCAGUGGAUCCGUACUGGAUGACUUAAAGAACAGUGGACAGCGAGUGGACUUAAAUGAAAAAUUCGGAUGUCCCCUGGUCUGCCUGGGAGGGGUCUCUGUGGAGGUGGUGCCCAGCUCAAACCCCGCCUCCCAGUCUGCCCCGGACAUGGGCGAGGCCCUCUGGCUCAUGGAGGGGGGUGGGAGAGAGGCGGGAUGCGCUGAAACUUUCCCCGAGGCCUCGGAGGAGCUCCUGCACCCAGGAGAACAGCCCAGCGACUCAGGUCUGUACCUGAAGGAGGAAAUGCUCUUCAUCGAUCACCUGCUGCGCUUUGGAGAGCAGUUGCCGCGGUUACGCGUCAUAUUGGGCAGGCUGAAGACGGUGACCGUGCCGGACCCCCUGCUGUGUCCCGCGGGAAACGGCCUCUCAGAGGACCUCCUUUUCAGGCACUGUCUGCCCUUUGAGGAGCCCUGUGCCACAGAAGCAGAGCAUCAUGGUCUAGGCCUCCAGGAGGAGUUCUGCCGAGUGCCUGUGCUUCAGGAAGAGGCUCUAAUGCUCCCGCUGGAGCUGGAAUCCCGCCAUUCCAGCAGACUCCGCGGGGGCUCUCUCCUCCAGGAGCUGCAGCAGCGUUUUAACACCGUCCCGGAGCAGCCAGGGGGCGACCCUGCCUGUUUGGAGUUACUCAGGAAAGACGUGCCGUCCAGUCCGUGGGACUCUGUGGAAAUGUCUGAUUUCAGAAUGCCAGAGGAUCCUGUGGAGGAGGGUCCCAGAGCAGGACCGUUAUUCUCCCUGGACCGCACACACCCAGGUCAUUACAGGUUGUACCCACAGCUAGAGACAGACCUUACCCUCACCCCGCCCCGCCCACGGCCACGGCCCCCCCCUCAGACCCAGCUCUCCAGCGCCGCCCUGCCUGUGGAACUGAUGUCCCCGGUCUACAAGCAGCGUUUGGUGUCGGACUCUGCCAGAGAGAGCAUGGAGGAGGCCGUGUGGAAAGCAGAAAAGCACCUCCCUGUGGUCCUGAGCCUCCUACUGGCAGAGCCUCAGAUGCCUGAGCCCCCCCUGCAGCACCAGCGCAUCUCAGAAGCUUUUAAACUGAUGGCGUUUGGGGCAUACAGCAGUGUCCCCGUCGCCGGGGAUCGGGGGGGCACCGGGUGCUCCGGCCCCCAUGCAGCCUUUCCCCGAAUCAGCCCCGCCCACAAGCGCUUGGGAACACCGGGAAUUUGGGCCGGAGAGGGUCGGGAAUUUGUGGAAAAGAUGGAUGACGCCGGUCCCACAGAACCAGCGGCAGCAUCUACAGAAGAGUUCCCGCCAUUUUCCUUCUGCCAGAUCGACAAUAUUCUAAGAAAAUGCAGUGAAGACACUGGUUGCCCCGGUUACCCAGUCACACCCACCCCAGUCACAGACAGUCCCACCCCCAUUGCUGUGACUGACGCGCUGGGGUCCUCCUGUCAGGAGAUGCAGAAAGCUGACCAGCGGAUUGCCACAGAGGAAACUGCCACCAAUCAGGGGGAUCAGGGGGCGGAGCCUGUCCCGGUGGGCGGGAUCGUGAGGGGAGGGAAUGUCUUCUCGGUACAGGAAGGGAGGGGCGUCCACAUGCCCAUCCCUGCCAGGCGUUCUGUUAAAGCCCCCCCCAGCGGCUGCCCCGUCUCUGGGCCAGGGGAAGACCUGGACCCUCUCGCCUCUUUCAUGAUGCUCAGGUCCCAGCAGAAGGCUGGGGUUGCCCCUCCACCCCAGAACUCCUCCUGUACAGAUCCCUCAAAACCAGAGCCCAGUAUGGUGACAGAACCCAAAGAGGAACUGAACCCCAGCUGUGUGACCUCAGCAGGGAUGCGAAGUGAUGUCAGAGCUCAGGAAACCAGCAGAGCUGAAGCCAGAGAGGACAGCCAAGUUAUCUGUGUACAAGCCUCAGAGAGCCAGCGCCGGGCCUACAGGCUUCUUCACGCCACGGUGAGCCCCUCCCUCUCCAGUGCCCAUGAGCUGGGACUGUGUGGCGCGCUGCGGUGGCUUGCGCCCUAG